AUGUCCGGCAAAUGUGUUCACAAGGGAUGUGGGAAGACUUUCUCCGAUCCCGAGGAAGACUGCGUGUACCAUCCGGGUCCUCCAGUGUUCCACGAAGGCCAGAAAGGCUGGAAAUGCUGCAAGCCCCGCGUCUUGACCUUCGAGGAAUUCCUUGCCAUCCCGCCGUGCACCACGGGUAAGCACUCGAUUAUCGAUGAUACACCUGCGCCUGAACCUCCCAAAGCUACUGAAGCUCCUCCUCCCCCAGCCCCCGUCGACCUUGCAAAGACCUUGUCUGAGCGACCCGCCAUCUCCCCCGCUAUCGCACCGCCUACACCCCCCGCCAACCCGCCACCAGCGGAACCGGAAUCUGAUGACCCUUCAUUGGAAAUUCCUGCUAAUGCGACAUGCCGUAGAAAGGGAUGUGGCGUUACGUAUACUGGAUCCGCGGCGCGGGAUGACGAGAAAUGUGUGCAUCACCCCGGACACCCAGUCUUCCAUGAGGGUAGCAAGGGCUGGUCCUGCUGUAAGCGCCGGGUGCUGGAGUUUGAUCAAUUCUUGAAGAUUACUGGCUGUACAGAGAAGAUAAGACACUUGUUUGUUGGCCAGGCCAAGCCUCCAGGUGAGGAGAAGGUGGAAUCUGUUCGAAACGAUUUUUACCAGACAACAUCCUCCGUGAAUGUCUCUCUUUACCUGAAGAAGAUUGAUAAGGAGCGUGCCCGAGUUGAUCUGGCUGCUACCUCUAUUACCUUCGAUCUCCCAACCACUGAUAACAAACGCUUCCAGGACACCUACACCCUGUUCGCCCCAAUUGACGCCGAGAAGUCUAGCUUCCGUGUAUUGGGGACGAAGUUGGAGCUCACACUUGUCAAGGCAGACGGCACCAGCUGGCCAGUACUGCGUAGUGAUGAUAAGUGGUCUGGACAGCGCAUUCAGAUUGGAAAUGCUGGGCGAGCAUAA
Molecule: messenger RNA, 939 nt
Organism: Penicillium malachiteum
Lineage: Eukaryota; Fungi; Ascomycota; Eurotiomycetes; Eurotiales; Aspergillaceae
Product: cysteine and histidine-rich domain-containing protein
Exons: 3
Coding region: 1-939 (312 amino acids)
Source: RefSeq, a predicted model, not a curated record